AGUGCGGCUCGGCGUGUGGCCAACUCUCGAGCUCGGAACGAAACGCUCGGUGUCGCGGUCCCCACCCGGAAAGUUUGCAGCGAAGCCGCGACCUCCUGCCCGGCGCGGCCCGGCAUGAAGCGGCGCUGAGGAGCCGCCGCCGCCGCCGCCUGAGAAGGAGUCGCAGACCCUGGGCCACGCCGAUGACUACUGCAAACUGUGGCGCCCACGACGAGCUCGACUUUAAACUCGUCUUUGGCGAGGACGGGGCGCCGGCGCCGCCGCCCCCGGGCUCGCGGCCUGCAGAUCUUGAGCCAGAUGAUUGUGCAUCCAUUUACAUCUUUAAUGUAGAUCCACCUCCAUCUACUUUAAACUCACCACUUUGCUUACCACAUCAUGGAUUACCGUCUCACUCUUCUGUUUUAUCACCAUCGUUUCAGCUCCAAGGUCACAAAAACUAUGAAGGAACUUGUGAGAUUCCUGAAUCUAAAUAUAGCCCAUUAGGUGGUCCCAAACCAUUUGAGUGCCCGAGUAUUCAAAUUACAUCCAUCUCUCCUAACUGUCAUCAAGAAAUAGAUGCUCAAGAAGAUGACCUACACAUAAAUGAUCCAGAAAGGGAAUACUUGGAAAGGCCUUCUAGAGAUCAUCUCUAUCUUCCUCUUGAGCCAUCCUACCGGGAUUCUUCCCUUAGUCCUAGUCCUGCCAGCAGCAUCUCUUCAAGGAGUUGGUUCUCAGAUGCGUCUUCUUGUGAAUCUCUUUCACAUAUUUAUGAUGAUGUGGAUUCAGAGUUGAAUGAAGCUGCUGCCCGAUUUACUCUUGGAUCCCCUCUGACUUCUCCUGGUGGCUCUCCAGGAGGCUGCCCUGGAGAAGAAUCAUGGCACCAGCAGUAUGGACUUGGACACUCCUUGUCACCCAGGCAAUCUCCUUGCCACUCUCCUAGAUCUAGUGUCACUGAUGAAAAUUGGCUGAGCCCAAGGCCAGCCUCAGGACCUUCAUCCAGGCCUACUUCCCCUUGUGGGAAACGGCGGCACUCUAGUGCUGAUGUUUGUUAUGCUGGUUCCCUUUCACCCCAUCACUCACCUGUUCCUUCUCCUGGUCAUUCCCCUAGGGGAAGUAUAACAGAAGAUACCUGGCUCAAUGCUUCUGUCCAGGGUGGAUCAGGCCUUGGCCCUGCACUUUUUCCAUUUCAGUACUGUGUAGAGACUGACAUCCCUCUGAAAACAAGGAAGACUUCUGAAGAUCAAGCUACCGUACUACCAGGAAAAAUAGAGCUCUGUUCAGAUGACCAAGGGAAUUUAUCACCAUCCCGGGAAACUUCAAUAGAUGAUGGCCUUGGAUCUCAGUAUCCUUUAAAGAAAGAUUCAUGUGGCGACCAAUUUCUUUCAGUUCCUUCACCCUUUACCUGGAGCAAACCAAAGCCUGGUCACACCCCUAUAUUUCGCACAUCUUCAUUACCUCCGCUAGACUGGCCUUUACCAACUCAUUUUGGACAAUGUGAACUAAAAAUAGAAGUGCAACCUAAAACUCAUCAUCGAGCCCAUUAUGAAACUGAGGGUAGCAGAGGAGCAGUAAAAGCAUCGACAGGGGGACAUCCUGUUGUGAAGCUCCUGGGCUAUAAUGAAAAACCAAUAAAUCUGCAGAUGUUUAUUGGAACAGCAGAUGAUCGAUAUUUGCGACCUCAUGCAUUUUAUCAGGUGCAUCGAAUCACUGGGAAAACAGUUGCUACUGCAAGCCAAGAGAUAAUAAUUGCCAGUACAAAAGUCUUGGAAAUUCCUCUUCUUCCUGAAAACAAUAUGUCAGCCAGUAUUGACUGUGCAGGUAUUUUAAAACUUCGUAAUUCAGAUAUUGAACUUCGAAAAGGAGAAACUGAUAUUGGCAGAAAGAAUACCAGAGUACGGCUUGUGUUUCGUGUUCACAUCCCACAGCCCAAUGGAAAAGUCCUUUCUCUGCAGACGGCUUCUAUACCUGUUGAAUGCUCCCAGCGGUCUGCUCAAGAACUUCCUCAUAUUGAAAAGUAUAGUAUCAACAGUUGUUCUGUAAAUGGAGGUCAUGAAAUGAUUGUGACUGGAUCUAAUUUUCUUCCAGAAUCUAAAAUCAUUUUUCUUGAGAAAGGACAGGAUGGACGACCUCACUGGGAGGUAGAAGGGAAAAUAAUCAGGGAAAAGUGUCAAGGGGCUCACAUUGUCCUUGAAGUUCCUCCAUAUCAUAACCCAGCAGUUACAGCUGCAGUGCAGGUGCACUUUUAUCUUUGCAAUGGCAAGAGGAAAAAAAGCCAGUCUCAACGUUUUACUUACACACCAGUUUUGAUGAAGCAAGAACACAGAGAAGAAAUGGACAUGUCUUCAGUUUCAUCGUUGCCUGUGCCUCAUCCUACCCAACGCCAGAGGCCUUCCUCAGAUACAGAACACCCAUGUGACAGUGUAUUGUCUGCACAGAGAAGCUUGGUUUGUCCCAUCCAGCAAACAUAUGCACCCAUGGUAACCUCAUCCCAUCUGCAACAGUUGCAGUGUAGGGAUGAGACUACUAGUAAAGAACAGCAUAUGAUACCUUCUUCAGUCAUACACCAGCCUUUUCAAGUCACACCAACACCUCCUGUGGGGUCUUCCUAUCAGCCUCUGCAAACUAAUGUUAUAUACAAUGGACCAUCUUGUCUUCCUAUUAAUGCUGCCUCUAGUCAAGAAUUUGAUCCAGUUUUGUUUCAGCAGGAUGCAGCUCUUCCUAAUUUAAUAAAUCUUGGCUGUCAACCAUCAUCAUCCAUACCAUUUCAUUCUUCAAAUUCAGGCUCAACAGGACAUCUCUUAGCCCAUACACCUCAUUCUGUGCAGACCCUGCCUCAUUUGCAGUCAGUGGGAUACCAUUGUUCAAGCACAGGACAAAGAUCACUUUCUUCUCCAGUGGCUGACCAGGUAACAGGUCAGCCUUCCCCUCAGUUACAACCCAUAACAUACAGUCCUUCACAUUCAGGGUCUGCUACAACAGCCUCCCCAGCAGCCUCUCGUCCCCUCGCCAGUUCACCACUUUCUGGGCCACCAUCUCCUCAGCUGCAACCAAUGCCUUACCAGUCUCCUAGCUCAGGAACUGCCUCAUCACCAUCUUUAGCCACCAGAAUGCAUUCUGGACAGCACUCAACUCAAGCACAAAGUACAGGCCAGGGAGGUCUUUCUGUACCUUCAUCCUUAAUAUGUCACAGUUUGUGUGAUCCAGCUUCAUUUCCACAUGAGGAGGCAGCUGUGAACGUUAAACCUGAACCUGAAGAGCAGGAACCUAAUUUCUCCACAAUUGGUCUACAGGACAUCACUUUAGAUGAUGUGAACGAGAUAAUUGGGAGAGACAUGUCUCAGAUUUCUGUCUCCCGUGGAACAGGGGGGAGCAGGCAGGCUCCCCUCCCAAAUCCUGAGUCCCUGGAUUUAGGAAGAGCUGAUGGACUCUGACAUUGCUCACUGCAGCCUUGUGCCCACCACCAUGUACUUCUCGGCAUGUUUCUCUCCUUGGACCUUGGAUUUCCAACUCUGCAGACUUCAGGACUGAUGCCAGGAGUUGGGAUCAUUUUGUGGAGAAGCAGCAUUCCUCCACUUCAGGCCUUGGGUAGAUUUUGUAAAACAGGAGCCCCAUAGGCUGUUUGAGCUUUGCUUUUUAUAUUUAAAUAGGAUACUUUUAUAUGAUGGGUGCUUUGAGUGUGACUGCAGCGGACUCAUUUCAGAGGUGCUGCUUUUGCAGGUGACCUGUUGCUUAACUAGGAUUGGUGAUUUGUACUGCUCUAUGGUCAUUUGAAGGACCCUUUAGCUUUGAUAUUUUUUAAAUAGGAACUUUUGAUAAAACUUUCCAGAGGCAAACAAAAAAGAAAAAAAUUCUCCAAGCCCCACACUAUGCCUCAGAAGCUCAGCAUGUGUCCUGAAGCCUUUCAUAGAUUCAUAGGAAAUAAAGCCAAAUGUAGCUCAUAUCUCUUUAUAAAAGUAACUUUUAGAUAACAUGAGAUCAUUCCAAUCAUUGAAGUGUUGGAAUAUAAAAAGACAUUCCAGAGCAUAGCCUUUUUGUAACUUUCUAGGUAAUCUUCCUGCAAUCUCUCCAUAUUGACUCCAUGUUGAAGUUGCUUUUUUCCCUCAGGGCCUUGAGUAAAAUAGCUGCAUGAAAGGUGGCUUUGAAAGGUAGGGUUUUUAGCUUGGUAGCCUCAUUUCCUGCCAUCCUACAAACAAGUAGGCUGUGGAGUGGUCUUCCGGUAGGUGUGUCCUCCGGCCCCAGACCUUUUCCAGGUGGGAGCAAAUACAUUUGGCUGCUCUCUUAACCUUUGAAGCCACAGUCUCAUGAUAGUUCAGACAGCUUUGCCAGUUCCAAUUCAUCUACAGAGGCCAGACUCUGGCAAGAGCUAAGCACAAAUGAGAUUUGCAUCAUGACAAUAGAGAAAUAUGGGAGGACUUCAGAUGUGGCAUUUUUAAGAUUGACACUGGCAUGGAAGGCUUACUUUGUUUACAGCCUAAAAUGAUUCUGGCCUACCCUGCCCUAUCUGCAUAGCUUAAUAUUCAGCCUUUUCCCAAAAAGGCUUUCAGGCAAAUCCAGAGAUGAGGUAGCAUCAUAGACUUGACUCUCCACACCAAAGAUAUCGUGGUGCUGCUGCUGGUGAAGCUGGCACCCAAGGCAGGGGCCAGCAAGGAACUCCAGCCUGCUGUCUACCAAAGAGGUGCCCAAAUGGGUGCUUUUUUCAACCACCACCCUACCCCUCCCUUAUAAUGGCACAAGUUACCUGUUUCGGGACUUGGGCCUAUUUCAAAGUCCUUGAAAUUUGCAGUAUGUUUUCAUGUUGAAAUGAUGUACUUUCACUUGUUCAAGAAGCAAAUUUUUGAGUGCCUGCAUGUGAGACAGUGUGCUGGGCUGGUCAAAGGCUUGAUGUUGUUAUUUCAGGAGAUUGAGUCCUACAUGCCAGACUCUACUGAGGCCACGGUGGAGGGAGCUCAUUGCCCACCACCUCUAGUCAACAGCCAGGUAGUAGCUGUUGACCCAGGAUAAGGAAACAUGGUUUUUGAAAAAAAGUAAGUAGACAAAUAAAAAACAUGUUUUAGCUUUCUUCCCUCAAAACUAGUUAGAAAAAAAACAUGUUACCUUUAGCAAAUUACUCUGUAAUAUUACUCCAAACACUUGGAGCUGGGUCUUUUUGUGUUUUCUUUGAAAGUUUUGUGUCAGAGUGUGGAUAGUGAAAGUUGCUUCAGGGCCUGUAGUUGGAAGCCUGGUGGGGGUGGUGGCUGGCCUCGGAGAUCAAGUUUCAUAAUGCUGGCCAUCAUAGCCUCUUAACUCCCUUCUGGCCCCUGCUAUAGCUGCCUCACAUGGGGUUCUUGCAAGAGUUCCCCUUCAAGACCCUUUGGGGGUUGCUCUGCUGCCCUAAUGAAUAAAAGCCUCUAUGAUCCAGAGUUGCUAUGCACCAAAUUUUGAUGCCUUUUAAAUACCUUGAUGCCUGUAGCACUAGAAAUGCUUUCCUAUUUAAAAUAAAAGUUAAAUUUUAAAAUAGAGCUUUGUAUAUUAUGUAAGCAGUUUUGUAUCAGCUUUUUAAAAGCUUUGGUGUAAGAGUCAAUAUUUUUUGGCUUUGUAGAUAAAGACUUUUGUGCAACAUUGUGUUGUUGAAGCACACAUCCAUGGGACUAUGCAAAUUGACUUCUAGUAGCAGCACCAAGCAACUGGGCACGUGCUGACACCCACCAUUAUCUCUCCAGCCCACACUAGACCUUGGGCUGAGAAUGGGAUGAGCAGCCUUCUGCUUACUGGACAUGAUUUAGAAACACAAAGACAACUUUAAAAGUAACAUAUUUUGGGUUCACGUGUGGUACUGCUACCCUAGGGUGUAGCCCAUCCCUUCCUGAGGCUAGCCACUGUCACCUGAGCUGGCUGGGUCUGGCUGUGAAGCCCAUUUCGGGUCUUCAGAACAGAUGGUGAUCUCGCAGAAGGGCUCAAGUUGAAACCUUGUAUUUUAUAGAAUGAAUGAUGUUCAGUUAAGAAUCUGGUUCUUGGUAAUGUUUACAGCACUUGGAAUUGUGUUUUCUUGUACAUUUUGUAUUUUAAAAUCUUUUAUAGGAGCACAGUGCUCCAUACACAAAUACAAAGGGAAGAGUCAGAAAUUCAGGCUCCUCAAUUACAGUGCUGAAAUAAACAGUUGACAGGUCAA
Molecule: messenger RNA, 6127 nt
Organism: Condylura cristata (star-nosed mole)
Lineage: Eukaryota; Metazoa; Chordata; Mammalia; Eulipotyphla; Talpidae
Gene: NFATC3
Product: nuclear factor of activated T-cells, cytoplasmic, calcineurin-dependent 3
Exons: 10
Coding region: 183-3410 (1075 amino acids)
Biological process (GO): calcineurin-NFAT signaling cascade; cytokine production; regulation of transcription by RNA polymerase II
Cellular component (GO): transcription regulator complex
Molecular function (GO): DNA-binding transcription factor activity, RNA polymerase II-specific; transcription factor binding; RNA polymerase II cis-regulatory region sequence-specific DNA binding
Source: RefSeq, a predicted model, not a curated record